Durio zibethinus is the source of this 3815-nucleotide messenger RNA. NCBI's taxonomy places the organism in Eukaryota, Viridiplantae, Streptophyta, Magnoliopsida, Malvales, Malvaceae. The record is from RefSeq and is a predicted model, not a curated record.
UCUUUGUAAAAUUCAAGUCCAAAGAGUUCACAUGUACAAAAAAAAUAUAUAGUUAUUCGAUGCUCAUAAAAAAUGGCGGAAGUGAAGGAGGAUCUGCAUGUGCUGCCAUUAAGAAUGUUAGAAGAAAGUAGCAACAGCUCUUCUACGUCAUCCCCAGUUGAUGCGGUUGUCUUUGUUGGGAUUUCUUUGGUGUUGGGAAUUGCUUCCAGACAUCUACUUCGCGGUACCAGAGUUCCUUACACUGUCGCUUUGCUCGUCAUUGGCAUUGCCCUUGGCUCUCUCGAAUACGGUACAAGUCAUAAAUUAGGAAAGAUUGGUGAUGGCAUUCGUCUUUGGAAGAGUAUUGAUCCUGACCUUUUAUUAGCUGUUUUUCUUCCUCCCUUACUUUUUGAGAGUGCCUUUGCAAUGGAAGCGCACCAGAUAAAGAGGUGUAUGGCACAAAUGAUUCUGCUCGCUGGUCCAGGAGUUCUUAUUUCAACCUUCUGUCUUGGAUCUGCUCUGAAGCUCACUUUUCCAUAUGAGUGGAAUUGGACAACAUCACUGUUGCUUGGGGGACUUCUGAGUGCUACUGAUCCUGUGGCUGUUGUGGCUUUGUUGAAGGAGCUUGGUGCAAGCAAAAAACUGAGCACUAUAAUUGAAGGAGAAUCCUUGAUGAAUGAUGGGACAGCAAUUGUGGUCUAUCAGUUAUUCUAUAAAAUGGUCCUUGGACAGAGCUUUGGUUGGGGUGCCAUUAUUGAAUUUCUGGCCAAAGUCUCACUUGGAGCUGUAGGCAUCGGUAUUGCUUUUGGGAUAGCAUCUGUUUUGUGGCAUGGAUUUAUUUUCAGUGAUACAGUGAUUGAGAUUGCAUUGACGCUUGCUGUGAGCUACAUUACUUACUUCACCGCUCAAGAAGGUGUUGAUGUUUCUGGUAUUCUGGCAGUGAUGACUUUAGGCAUGUUUUAUGCUGCUGUUGCAAAGACAGCCUUUAAGGGCGAUGGUCAGCAGAGCUUGCUUCACUUUUGGGAAAUGGUUGCUUACAUUGCAAAUACAUUAAUUUUUAUCUUGAGUGGAGUUAUUAUAGCUGAAGGCGUUCUUGGCAAUUAUAGGAUAAUUGAGAACCAUGGAUAUUCAUGGGGUUAUCUGAUUCUUCUUUACGUCUUUGUGCAAAUAUCACGUUGCAUCGUUGUUGGAGCAUUAUAUCCAUUUUUACGAUAUUUUGGAUAUGGAUUGGAUUUAAAGGAAGCCACCAUCCUAAUAUGGUCAGGGCUCCGAGGGGCAGUGGCAUUAUCACUUUCUCUAUCCGUUAAGCGUUCCAGUGACAGCUCAACAAAAAUCAGUUCUGAAACAGGAAGCCUGUUUAUUUUCUUCACUGGUGGAAUUGUAUUCUUGACACUUGUUGUGAAUGGAUCAACUACACAGUUCAUUUUACAUUUCCUAGAUAUGGAUAAACUAUCAGAAACAAAGAAGCGUGUACUGGACUACACAAAAUAUGAAAUGUUGAACAAAGCAUUAGAGGCUUUUGAAGACCUUGGAGAUGAUGAGGAACUUGGACCUGCUGACUGGCCUAUGGUAAAAAGAUACAUUGCAAGCUUAAACAAUUUGGAGGGGGACUGUGUGCAUCCUCAUACUGCAUCUGAAGCUGAUAAUAACCUGUACCGUUCAAAUCUGAAAGAUAUAAGAAUACAGCUUUUAAAUGGUGUCCAGUCAGCUUACUGGGGAAUGCUUAAUGAAGGGAGAAUUACACGAAGUAUAGCAAAUCUUUUGAUACAAUCUGUAGAUGAAGCUAUUGAUGUGGCAUCUCAUGAACCUUUAUGUGAUUGGCAGGGCUUAAAAUCUAAUGUUCAUUUCCCAAAUUAUUACAAGUUUACAAGCAGGUUCCUACAAAAAUUAGUCACAUAUUUCACUGUGGAAAGACUGGAAUAUGCGUGCUGUGUUUGUGCUGCAUUUCUUCGAGCUCACAGAAUUGCACAACGGCAUCUUCAUGAGUUUAUAGGUGAAAGUGAUAUUGCUUCUACUGUUAUUAAUGAAAGUGAGGAUGAAGGAGAAGAGGCAAAAAAGUUUUUGGAAGAUGUCCGUGUAAUUUGUCCUCAGGUUUUGCGUGUCAUUAAAACAAGACAAGUGACAUACUCGGUACUGAACCAUUUGAUUGAUUAUUUACAAAACCUUGAGAAGGUUGGGUUACUGGAAGAAAAAGAGAUGCUUCAUCUUCAUGAUGCUGUCCAGACUGACUUGAAGAAGCUCUUAAGGAAUCCUCCCUUAGUGAAGAUUCCAAAAAUAACUGACCUGAAAAGUGUCCAUCCUUUAUUAGGGGCCCUUCCUUCUACUGUCUGCAAACCACUAGAAGGUUCUACGAAAGAAAUAAUGAAAACACGUGGUAUGACACUUUACAAAGAGGGCUCCAAACCAAAUGGUAUUUGGCUUAUUUCAAAUGGUGUUGUCAAGUGGACAAGUGAGAGCAUAAGCAGCAAGCACUCACUGCAUCCAACUUUUACUCAUGGGAGUACUUUGGGCUUGUAUGAAGUAUUAAUUGGAAAGCCAUACAUCUGCGACAUGAUCACAGAUUCUGCGGUUCUCUGUUUUUUUAUUGAAAGGGGCAGAUUACUUUCAGUGCUAAGGUCAGAUCCUGCAGUAAAAGAUCUUCUAUGGCAGGAAAGUGCUAUUCUCCUUGCCAAAAUCUUGGUUCCUCAAAUAUUUGAGAAAAUGACAUUGCAAGAUUUAAGAGCUCUUGUGGCACAAAGCUCAUUAAUGAAGACAUACAUUGAAGGGGAGAGAGUAGAAGUGCGUCACCAAUCCAUUGGCUUCUUGUUGGAAGGAUCCAUAAAGCCUUUCAGUGUUCAAGAACUCAUCACACCACCUGCAGCUCUUUUGCCUUCACAUGGGAAUCAAAGUUUCUUGAAUGCAGAUAUUUCAGGUGCCACAACAGCCAGUUUUUCUCAUCAGCAAUCCAGGUUUCAGUUUGAGACUAGGGGAAGCACAAUGUAUCAAGCUGAGACAAUAGAAAGAGCAAGAGUAAUUAUUUUUUAUAUUGCAACACUUGAAGCUGAUAGAGUUCUGCAGAGAAGUUCAUCCUCAUUUAACCAUUCACAUAGAACUUUAAGUAGAAAACAUGAAGGUCUUAUGAGUUGGCCUGAACAUUUCAACAAUGCAAGGCAACAUAUGCAAAAUCAUGGAGCAACUGAUCUACAAGCAAACAGAUUGUCUGAAAGAGCAAUACAGUUAAGCAACUUUGGCAGCAUGGUAUGUCAAGUGGAAGAAUUGAUAUCUUCUAAGUCGAAAUUCACCAUUGUUUAUGUGCCACGGCCUAGCCUUUCACAUCGUAGAGUUCGUUCAUACCCUGGCUAUCCAUUUUUUCCCGUCAGAUCAGAAGGAUCUGCUACUCUAAGGAAGAAUCCAGAAGCAAGAAAGUUUACAGGACGAGUUCCCCCAGCACAAGUGAAGGAUUCUGACACAAAAGAGGGCCAUGUAAAUGAUGAUUCUAGCGAUGAAUCUGUUGCUGAAGAUGAAAUCCAGAUAAAAAUUGAUUCACCUAGCACACUAUCUUUCCACCAGGCUUCUUGAAGGUCUGUUUAUGUCCUCAUUUUGCAUGGUUGUGAUUUCUUCAUUACUGUUGUAUCAUAUUAUAGAAUACUGUCAAGUGACUUUAUGUGAAACAUAGUAAGUAAUCUGGCUUCUGCCUGGAGCUAGUAUCUGUAGUUUUGUCACGAAUGGCAGCUUGGUUCAAUCUCUCUCGCCUCUUUGUUCCUCCAUUGAACUUUAGUGGUCAAUAAACUCUUAUUAUUAUUAUUAUUGUUGAUAUUGUUGUCGUUGUUUCUUUUGUUGCAAUAUAAUAGUAUCUG